AUGGUUGACCCCGAAGAGUGCUCUUUCCAGAAUAUACAAUUAUCUUCGCAGGGCGCGGAGCGACAGCGCAAAGACGUGCUCAAAGUGGCGCUUCGCUUCGAGCGAAUGCUUGAGCAACGACGAUUGCUGGAGGAGUGUCGCGAGAUGAACGACCAGGAGAUCUUGAAUGACAUUGUGAGUCGCUACAACAACUACAAAGCGACUGCGGCAAUACGCAAGUGGCAACUGUCCCAAGACAUGGCCAACGCAGUGUCAGGAAUUGUGCUGGGCAUUUGCCCAGAUGCACGAGAAGAGAUUAGAGGACAUCUCGACCACAAUAAGUGGGAGCAGAGAUACAGCGAGACCAUCUUGCGGAUUAAGCGGCACCAGCUCAACGAGAGCCCAAAAGGUAUGGAGCCUCACUGGCAGAAGAUCCUCACAGUGCUUGUGGUUUGUGCAAGUCAGGUGACGCAAGAGUCGCAGGUUCUGGCGUUCAAACGCUACAACUUCUGGGACUAUGUGCAGGACUUUGAUGCGUUGUUGCUCAGCAGACCAUCACGGCUGACUGUGCAAAUGCUGGCCAUUUGGCAAGACCGGGUGGGGCGUCCGCUUGCAAAAGGUUCUGGAGCAGAAUCGGGCAUGGACAAAACAGUGGAUGUGGACGAGGCAGUGAGCUACAACAUUCGGAAGAACCGGGUGGAUAGCAACAAGCACGUGCAGAAGGUCUUACACAUGAGAAGCCAGAUUGAGGAAGGGCUCAGGUUGGCAGAGAACUGGAUGUCCAAGAAAUGCUUCAUGGUGUGCACCAGCAACAACCACAAGGAUGGCACAGGUUACCUGGAUUUGACCAAGUUCGGCCGUCUGAACGCUGUGGACGUCGAGACCAUUGGAGCUUGGUGCCUGAAGACUUUGAAUCUCAACCCUGACUACAGCGUCAUUUUCAUUGUGGCCCCGGCUCUUGCCGGGGACGGCAUACUGAACGGACUUCGAGGAGAGCACAGGCGGCUUGAGGACAAGCUUCUGCAGAUGGGAAUGGACAUGAAGAACAUCUCCAUUGCCUAUGACGUGGCAUCAUUACACGGCAACAGGUGCUUUCCGUGUGUGCUCCCGGGAUGGAUCGUUGCGCUGGAAACCACGCUUGGAUCAAAACAAGGCACGUUGUUCAAGGCUCCUCGCAACGCCGACAAGCCCAAGGAUGAUUCCAAUGUUUGGACGAAAUCCGACUACUGGAACUUGUUGGCAAACAAGCCAACUGAAUGGAAGCAGACGAAGGGCCAGAUGUCCACCAUUCUCCCAAAGUUCGUGCCAGAGCCUCCUCCUGAUUGCGAGAUGGCGCUACCUGCACAACCAAGCUUCAAGAUUUGCAGUAUGACUACCUCGGGAAACCUGGUCAUUCCACAAGAAAUUCGAUCGAAGUGGUUGGAAGACGCUGUUCGAAAUCCGGAUUGGAGAGUCCGUCUUCGGAACUUUGACGCUGUAUUUGCACCAACAGCAGAGGCAAGCUCUCCAGUGACAGUGGCACCAACACAAGCAGCAGCAGAGGUGGAUCUUGGAACCGCGCCAAAGGCAAACCAGGACACGCCAGCAGACCUUACUCCAUCAUCUUUGACAAAGGAAGCCUUCCAGAGCAAGUAUCCCACAGUGGUUGCAUCUGUGACAGUGCAAAUGGGAGUCACUGCGCAGGAUUUUUUGAGCAAGCCUCAGAACGAGAACAAGGCCGUGGAGUUUAGGCUGAACACCCAACAUGACCAUGUGGUCUUGGAAGAGCAAAGCUCUCAAGGCACUACUGAUUCACCUCCAAUGACCCUGUUUGACCUUAUCAUCAAGUUGGAGAAGGCAGGCCAUUUGGACACCACAAGUUGUGGUCACCAAAUCUCCAGACCGCCCACAGUUGCACGUGGAGAAGAAACUGACAGGCCAGGUAUCAGAAAAAGUGUUCAACUAUUAGAAAAGCCUACGGCACAUAGAAGUGGUUUGUACUGUGGGUGGCCAAUGGUGGCCAUUGGUGGCCAUGUAUAG
Durusdinium trenchii is the source of this 1998-nucleotide messenger RNA. Lineage: Eukaryota; Dinophyceae; Suessiales; Symbiodiniaceae. The record is from the annotation of a GenBank genome assembly.